AUGAUUAAUUGGCGACAAUUAUACAAUGAAUCACAGGCUAUUCAACCUGAAGAUACGAAUAUUUCAACUGAACGUGUUAAUCGUUUGGUAAAUAUAUAUAAAAAUGAUAUGAUUGAACAAGAUCUUCAUCAAUAUGCUCAACGUUUAUCUAACUUUGUUCGUUGUUGUCGAACAUGUACAUCAAAAAGUUAUGCGACAUAUAAAUGGCUUGAUACAUAUAUAUCAGGAAAUAAAAAUCUUUUUGAUUUUCAUUUAUCAGGACGAUCAGUAUCUGCUUUAGUUUAUUAUUGGAAUAAAACUUUAUUAAAACAAUGUAAUGAACGUGGUCAAUUGUCUGAUUUUAAACAAAAUAAAGAUGGUAUGAAAUUAAUUAUUUUCAUAAGACCUAUCUCCUGGCUUUUUUUAGAUACGUUUUCCAUUCCACUAUUAUCGAAUAUUGAUGAAAAUAUUAGCAUAAGAAAACAUAUUUUAACAUCUCUUCUUCCUAAUUUCAUUAAUCAAUUGAUUACUAGAUUUCAGAUGUAUUAUACAUAUCGAAAAGCUCAAAAUUAUUCUUUAUCCAUUCAAGUUCAUAGUCAACCGAUGAAAUCAUUUCGAUUUCUAUUUCAAACAAAUAUCUCAACAGUAUUUAUAUGUUUUAUAUAUGAUGAUAAUAAUCUUCAUCAAUUAUUUUGGACAUUUCGUCAUUUAAUUACAAUAUUUAAUUGGCCAUUAACAACGAAAAUCUUUUCAAAUCGAUCAUUUCAAACAUGUUCAAUAUUUGAACGAAUAAUGGCGAAUUAUCUUGGUUUUAUUGAUUUAUCUACAUUAAAUCUAAAUCAAACUGAUCUCUUUUGUUAUCUUUAUCGAUGUUUAAAAACAUGUCAUCAAAAUGGACCGAUUAUUUUUCUUUUUGAUUAUUCAACUAUUUUCAAACCAACAUUUUGUGAUUAUUAUUUAAUGUCUUUUCUAUGUGAUUUAAUUCGAUUUGAUUUAUCAAUACCAGAUUUGAUUAUAAUUCCAACUCGUUUAUAUAAAUCAUAUUUAUCAUUUAGUCAACCAUAUUUAUUUAAAGAAUUACUUGAAUCUUUUAUUAAAAAAAUAAAUAUUCAAAAACAAUUUUGUGAAGUGAUAAAAAGUGAACAACAAAAACUUGUUUAUAAAUUUAUUGAUUGUAUCUUUUUACAUCUUGUAUAUGAUACAAAUAAACUCGUUUCAACUGCAAUUGAAUUUCAACAUAUAAUUGCUUGCAUUGAACUAUGUCAAAUACCAAUCAAUAUGUCACCAACAGUAGAAACUAUUUAUAAUACUCUUCAAACUAUUCUGAAAACAUGUCCAUUUAUUAUAACGGACAAUCAUAAAUGGAAUGAAAUAACUCAACAAUAUAUUGAAGAAUAUUAUUUAAAAUUAGAUAAAAAUAAUUCUAAAUCAAAAUUAAUCUCAAUAAUACGAAAAGAAUAUUUUCUGGAUAUUUUAGCAGCAUUAUCAAUUCUAUCAAAAGUUCAACAUAUUGAAAAUAUUUCACGUGUAUUUGAAUUUGACAUAUUUAAUCAAAUAACAUUUCUUCUAUUUACAUUUGGUAAUAAACAAUAUUUAAACAUACGUUCAUGUCAAAAUCUUAAUCAAAUCAUUCAACAAAUAAUUCAACAUUGUCAAUUAAGAAAUUAUAUUUCAACAACUUAUAUUCCACAAAAAUCAAUGCGUUUUCGUGAUACUAUUUUAUCAGAUCAUGAAUGGAGUGAUGAUAAUGAUGAUGUAAUAGAUGGUGAAUUUAUUGAUCAUGAUAAUGAUGAUGACGAUGAUGAUGAUGAUGAUGAUGAUGAUGAUGGAAUUAUCAUAAGUGAUUUAUCAAAUAAUAUUUCCGAAACAAUGAAAUCAUCCUAUCGAAUUAAUUAUCAAGAAUAUUAUUUUCAAAUGAAAUUUUUUGCUAAAUUAUUUGGUUCUUAUAUUGAAGCAAUUGUUUAUAUAUUAAAAUAUCAUAUUGAUAAACAAAUGAAAUCUUUUACAUUAGAACAAUUCAAUUUUAAUCAAUCGUUCUAUUUUCAUGAAACAUCUUAUCUAAUUUCUAAUGAUAUACUUUCAUUUGUACGUCGAGCAUAUGCAUAUCGAUCAAUAGAACAGUUCAAUACAGCCGAUGAAAUACUGAUGCUUUUUGAACCAACAGAUGAUAAUAUAAAUCCAUUAUUAAUAGAUAAUCUUGUAUCACUUCAUGAUGAAUUUGUUAAACUAUUAAAUUGUUGUUGUAUUUAA
Messenger RNA from Rotaria sordida, 2229 nucleotides. NCBI's taxonomy places the organism in Eukaryota, Metazoa, Rotifera, Eurotatoria, Philodinida, Philodinidae. The record is from the annotation of a GenBank genome assembly.